Messenger RNA from Papilio xuthus (Asian swallowtail), 2061 nucleotides. RefSeq names its product probable cytochrome P450 304a1. The transcript has 9 exons. The record is from RefSeq and is a predicted model, not a curated record. Gene Ontology annotation, molecular function: iron ion binding; heme binding; steroid hydroxylase activity. The coding region runs from base 123 to 1655 and encodes 510 amino acids. NCBI's taxonomy places the organism in Eukaryota, Metazoa, Arthropoda, Insecta, Lepidoptera, Papilionidae. Gene Ontology annotation, cellular component: intracellular membrane-bounded organelle; cytoplasm. Gene Ontology annotation, biological process: xenobiotic metabolic process.
UAUUGAUAACGCUACGACAGACCUACAGAAAUAUAUCUCAGUUACAAUAAAAUGAAUCUGACGACGUAAUUAUUUGCUACUAGUUUGUUGUAAGCACUUCGCUGUGCAGCACUUCGGUCAAGAUGAUCGGAGUAAUUGUUCUUAUUAUAUUAUUAGGUGUCGCAGCUGUGAAUCUCUACAAAAAUGCUUAUAAAAAACCAACUAAUUUCCCGCCAGGGCCGCCCAGCCUGCCGGUAUACGGCGCGUACUGGUUGGUUUUAGCAAAGGCAUACAACAAUUUGGCCGCCGCGUGCAUUAAAUAUUCCAAUGAGUACAAGUCUAAGGUGAUCGGAAUGUUGCUUGGAGCGUUCCCGGUGGUUGUCGUCAACGAUCCUUAUUUACUCAAAGAAGUACUUAAUCGCGAGGAAUUCGAUGGACGAACUGACAUCAUACUUGGCAGACUGAGAUCUUAUUGGAAAAAGCUUGGCAUAUUCUUCACGGAUGGCUACUUCUGGCACGUACAGAGAAGGUUUACGCUCCGUUAUAUGAGGGACUAUGGUUUUGGCAGACGUGACGAAUCCUUGGAAUCAACUGUCGCGCAUGAGGUCAAGGAAAUGAUUGAUAUGGCUACCAACGGACCAAAGUAUCCAGCUGAACAUGACUUGGUGAAAGGCGACCAGAUAUAUCUGCCUCAUUUCUUCGCGGUACCGUUCAUGAAUGGUUUAAUACACGUGUUCACACGUGCUUGUGUGCCGAGGCAGGAUUAUCAUAUGUUGUGGACGACGGCCCGAGGUGCACUUAGAUUCCAAAGGAGUUCCAAUGACUUUGGCGCGGCCCUAAGUUUUACGCCAUGGCUAAAGGAUUUCUUACCAGGAUACAGCGGUUACAAGGGUCUUAAAGAGGGAAAUCAGUGCAUUUUGGAUUUAUUUACGAAAAUAAUAAAAGAGGCCUUAGAAACUCACGACAGUACAUUUAACCGUCACUUUCUAGAUGUGUACAUUAGCAAAAUGAAGGAGGAAAUGAUAGAGAAGAAGAGAACAACAUACUCUGUUGAUCAACUAGUGUUGGUAUGCACGGAUUACAUGUUUCCAACGGCAUCAGCUCUGCAAUCAGUCCUCACUAUACUUGUUGAACGUCUGCUACUGCAGCCUGAAGUACAAGACAAAAUACACGAGGAGAUAGAUCGAGUUGUCGGCCGUGACAGGCUUCCUACGAUAGAUGACAGGAGCAAUAUGCCGUACACUGAGGCGUGUUUGAGAGAGAUAAUGAGAAUCGAGACGCUGGUGCCUCUCGGCGUACCGCACCGCGCCAUGGUCGACACCAAGCUGGACGGAUAUGACGUGCCUGAGGGCGCAAUGGUCAGUCUCAACUUCGUGACACUGCACAUGGACAAGGAAAUAUGGGGUGAUCCUGAAAACUUCCGGCCCGAGAGGUUCAUUGUCAACGGCCGCUUGCAGCUAAGUCAGGACAAGUCAUUGCCUUUCGGUGCAGGUCGUCGACUCUGUGCAGGUGAGACGUACGCCCGGCAAUCGUUGUUCCAGGUGUUCGCAGCUUUCAUGCAGGCUUUCCACGUGUCUACGGCCGAUGGCAAACCUUAUAAACAGUUGGCUCCAAGAAUACAAGGAAUCAUAACAACCAUCCCUAAUUAUUGGGUACGCGUAACACCCAGGAAAUAAUUAAGGAUAUUCAUAAUACAAAGUGGAAGUCUUCAUUUGAGUAAUAUAUUAUAAAGAUUAUAUUAUAAACGGUUAUAUAAAAUAGUAUUUAAACAGCCGAAUAUUGAAACGAAUGAUCGUGAGUUUCUGAGAUAUUUUUAUCUCUAUUUUUCCAAAAGAUAAUGACAGGGAUGACGAAAUGUUUUAUAUAGAGAUUUUGGUUUCGAAAACGUUCAAACGGUGAUUAAUUUGUUCACUAGAAAUAGGUAAGUUACUAAGUAUAUUUUAGGUUGUAUUGUAGCUGUUUUUAAAGAGUUAAAUUCUAAUUUUAUUUUAUAUCUUCCGCAUUGUAAUUAAUAAUACUAUGAUUCAUUAUAUGUAUACCUAUAGAUGUAGAGUUUAUAUAUGUGUAACGUUUUAUCAUAUA